AUGAAGUUCUCCGGCCUUUUCACCCUGGCUCUUGCCACUGCUGCUAUUGCUACCCCGGCCAAGCGUGCCGACUCUGCUGCCGACAUCAUCGACAACAUCUCUGCUGAGGUCGACAAGUUCGAUGCCGCUGUCAGCGCCUACAAGGGCGGCCCUGCCGAUAAGACCCUCGCUGCCUCUGACGAGCUCAUCAAGGUCAUCAAGAGCUCCGUCGAGCAGGUCAACAGCGGCCCCGACCUCUCCAACUCCGACGCCCUGGCUCUCACCAGCCCCGUCCAGGACCUGACCGACAAGGUCGAGGGUGUCGUCGAGAAGGUCAUCUCCGCCAAGUCCGAGGUCGUCAAGGCCGGUGACGGUGGCAAGGUCAAG
Molecule: messenger RNA, 366 nt
Organism: Aspergillus versicolor CBS 583.65
Lineage: Eukaryota; Fungi; Ascomycota; Eurotiomycetes; Eurotiales; Aspergillaceae
Product: cell wall mannoprotein 1 family protein
Exons: 1
Cellular component (GO): extracellular region
Source: RefSeq, a predicted model, not a curated record